AUGUCUUCUACAACCGAUUCCUCCCCUGCCACUACCAACGGGAAGCAGGCCACCACGGUCUACGCUUCUCUCCCCACCACCACCUACGCCAACCAGCGCGCCGUCUUCCCCUACGUGGAUCCUACACAGGUCAACUCGGGCCUGGCGCAGGCCUUUAAGGUCCUCCCCUUUGAGCGCAACGUGCUCAAGCUGCUCGCCCACGCCGAAGGAUUCUUCCCUUCCAUAUCCAGCCUCCUGGGUACUGUCUUCCGCUCCACUCGCGAGCUCCCUACCCUCGAAUGGCAGCUGGUGGUCCUGCGCACCGCAGCGCUGAUCGGGGCGCACUACGUGUUCGAGAUCAACACCCCCGUCGCCCUCGUCAACGGCAUGCCCAACGCCAAGCGCCUCCUGAUUGCCUUCGGCAAGGUCGACGACACCGAGUACUUCAGUGAACGCGAUCGCAUUCUCCUCCGCUUUGUCGAAGAACUGGUCCGCAACAACACCGCCAGCGACGGAACCCUCGAGGCGCUCAAGGCCCACUUCAGCAUUCGGGAAAUCAUGGAGGUGAUUGUCAUUGUGGGACUGUAUACCAUCUUUGGACGGGUGGCGAACGUCAGCCGGAUCGACGAGGACCCUGAGAUCCCGGGGCUCAUGGACUCGUUGAACAACUUGACCGGGCAGAAGGAUCGGGGAGAAUAG
Messenger RNA from Aspergillus tanneri, 678 nucleotides. Its product is annotated as carboxymuconolactone decarboxylase family protein. The transcript has a single exon. The record is from RefSeq and is a predicted model, not a curated record. The coding region runs from base 1 to 678 and encodes 225 amino acids. Lineage: Eukaryota; Fungi; Ascomycota; Eurotiomycetes; Eurotiales; Aspergillaceae.